CCAGCCGAUCUCAGUAUGAUGCAAGUAUCUCAGGGGACGAUAAGCAGUCCUUGGCACCAAGCCUACCAUCCAAGUUCCUCCACCAACGAUCUCUCCAACUUCGACCAUGGCUUUUUAAGAAGAAGUCCCGACCAGUACAGUUCCAGGGGAAGCAUGGAGAGUUUGGAUCAUCUGCCUGCGGGAUACGCCCAUCCUUCCUGCCAUCUUUCGCCAGCCAAGUCCACCAGUAGCAUUGACCAGCUUGCUCACCUUCACAACAAGAGGGAUUCUGCUUACAGCUCUUUCUCCACGAGCUCCAGCACCCCCGAAUAUCAACUGCCUCCCUUCUGCAAGGAGAGGUCCUAUUCUAUGGAGAACGUGCAUUCUCGGGCCAGGCUGCAAGAAGGCGGCAUGAGGCAGGCAGACAUCAGGUACAUUAAGACGGUCUACAACGCCCAGAGAGGAGUUUCAGAGGAAUAUGAAGUGAAGUCGUCUGCUCUCGUACCCAGUGGUGAGGCCCCUAAAGGUUACAGCGCCAGCAGGCCACAUGGCCAUCACAAAAGCCCACAGACACGGAAUUCGUUGGACAACGAGAACCAGUACGCAAAGGGGCCUCCCAUGCCACCCGCCCGAAGUGACAGCUACACAGCAAUCAGGCACCACGACAGGCCCAGCUCUUGGUCUAGCCAUGAGCAAAGAAAGGCCUUGAGGACCCAUCCCAAAAAUGCUUGGCUUCUCCUAGGCCAGGGCACGCCUCCUCCGGGACAGCUCUCGAAACCGGCAUUCCUUGAAGGACAACUCCACACUGUGAUGGAGAGGAGUCCAGAGGGCAGCCCCACCAUGAAGCCAAAACAAGGUUACCCCCAAGCUGCUCAACCAGGACAGCCACUGCUACCUACUGGGGUUUACCCCGUUCCUUCUCCCGAACCACAUUUUGCUCAGGUUCCUCACCCUUCUGCGAACAACAGCGGGCUGGUGUACCCAGCACUUGCCAAAGAGAGUGGCCACGCUCCGCCUCCUGCUUCUUUUUCAGCUUCCUAUGAAAAGGCUGUUCCCUGCAAGCCACUUCCUGUCAUGGAUGAGAAUGGAAACCAAAGCAUUCCGAGCAAGGCAACCGUCUUCUACCAUCCCGAAUGUGGACCAUCCGGAGCAGGGAAAAAAAAGAUGGACAAUGAGACUUCGAAAGUCAUCUUAUACAGGACCCAUCCUCAAGCCUACCCAACCUCUCCGAGACAGGAGGAGGAAGCAGAGCCCACCUACAUAGCACAACCCAGCAUCCAAGAAAGUGCAAAUGAUGCCCAAUACUUGAACCAUGCUUUUCAGCCUUGGUCGUUCCACCUACGAGAUGCGAUGGCUGAGGGCAAAGCCUGCUGCCCGUCGAAGGCAUACAGUCCAGAAGAACAGCAAGAGGAUCGGAAUGCCAACCUGCCGAGAAAUGAGUGCGAUCCCACCGCACAAAACCAGUGGAAUCCCAAUAAGGCGAAGCAGUACCUAUUCUCUUCCUUGCAAAAUAUCCCAGAGAGUACUCAGCUUCAAAACCCCAUGGAUUUGAAGGAGGUGCAAGCAUGUAGGAGUUGCCCGGGUGCCAAGUGGCAUGUGGUUAACUAUGCCAACCAGGAAGAAAAGGAUGGUAAAGAGCAGGUGCCGGAAUAUUGGCAGGACAGAGAAUGGCGUGCCACAGAAGAUCACCGAGAUGCAAUUACAAAUGCCGAUUACAACAAUGGCAUGGAACCAAAUUAUGAGCAGCCUUCCUCUCCGUUGCUCCCAAAGGCCUCCGAUUUCAGAGCUGACCAGUUCCGAUCUUGCAGCAACAACAGCUUUCAGCCCCCCUGGUCUGGGAAAAAGGAGUCUAGGAAGAACCGAUGUUCUGUGCUGGAGAAGGUCAGCAAGAUAGAGCGACGGGAACAAGGCCAUCAGCGGCCACAGAGUGCAAAUAGCUUGACCCAAAAUUCUGGAUCAAAGAAGUCCAGCGUUGAAGAUAGCCGACGUAGACAUAACUCUCAAGAGUAUGGUCAAUUUCUGGAUGAACACGGCAGGCCGGCCAGCACAAACAACUCAGACCUGUACCCAAAUGUGCUCUACUCAAACGAAAGAAGUACCAGCAAACCAGAAAAGGUCAACCGGUAUUCUGCUGAGCAACAGAGGGUAACAGCAGCGGCUUUGGUAGCACCGCCAGAUCAGCAGAGCACCUACCGCCACGGGUCCUCUGGCAAGGAGUCACACAAAAAAUCUGGGCAGCUGCAGAGGAGCAGAAGUACAUUCCAGUUGUUGGAUGAACCCGAGAGAGAAAUCUUACAGAAAGUCAGUGCCAAGGAACCGCACAGCUCACAGCGGGAUGCCCCCCUUAACAGGACUUACAGGAAUAGCAUUAAGGAUGCUCAGUCUAAAGUUUUGAGGGCCACCUCAUUCAGGCGCAAAGACCUCAACAUUAGUCCUGCCUUGGGGAAGGAGGUCCAGAGAAGUACCCCAAGACCAGCUUCAGCCCACACAGGGAUGAGGAGCACAACGGCCUCGCCACAUACCCCAAAGGAGAGGCAUAGCAUCACGCCGACAGAGAUAAAGAUGGAUCCUACCAAUAAAGAAGGUCUUCCAGGGCCUCUGCACGUGCACCGUAUCGGGGGAAGGAAACGGCUAACCGCUGAGCAGAAAAAGAGGUCUUACUCUGAACCAGAGAAGAUGAAUGAAAUAGGUGUGUCGGAUAAUGACCUCUCGCCGUCCUCGCUUCAGAAGAAGAUGCUCCAGUUUAUCUUUGCAGAGAGCACCGUGGCUGACCGGCGCAAGAUCUUCGAGAAGGAGAACAAAGCUUGUUCCACCAUCAACCUUUCCAGGCCGGAGCUGAAGCAGCUGCAGCAAAACGCCCUUGCAGAUUACAUUAAGCGCAAAAUUGGGAAACGGCCCUCUUCGGCUUCCCAAGAAAGGGAAGGAUCGCAGACCCCAUGCCGGCAAAACAGUGGCCAAGAUAGUCAGUCCUUGUCCCCGGCUUCGAGCAUGAAUUCUCUUCAAGACCAGAGUCUCUUUCAUACUAGGGAGUCUCUAGAAUGGGCCUCUAGAAUGGGCCACGUUUAUUCUCCUCUGCCCGGGCUUCAUGGUUGCUUUAAUCCCAUUGAGUUUGAGAGCAAGAUGGCGGGCCACCCGAAUCACGGUAGCAGCAAGAGCUCCACCCCCACUUGGCUGAAAGCAGACGGCCGCCCAGAUCAUCGAGUUAAUCCCGAGCUUACGAAAAGUACUCAGACGGAUCUUGACCUUUGCACCCAAGCACACCCCGUCCACCAGAUCCUGGAGAAAAAGACACGGCUCAUCAAGAAGCCUGGGAAAUCAGCUUCUGCAGAAGACCUGCUGGAUAGGAGAGAAAACCAGCCUAUGACCAUGCAUGUCCGAUCCAGGUCAUCUCCCUCAGCAGAUAAAAUGUGCCAGGAUUUCCAGGUGGAAGAUAGUAAUCAAAUCUCUCAUUUUAUGAAAGAUCCUUUCUACGUCCUGGGUGCUACAAGCAGGUCAUUUGGCAGUAGCAAAAGAGGCCACCUGGAAAAAUCGGCCUUCACGCAAUACCGUCCUCAUCACAGCAGUGAGAACGUUGGGAGCUCAGCGCCCCCCGCAGAGAAGCAGAAGGUCCCUGAUAUUCUCAGACAUCACAGCCGCACCUCGGCCUUCGUCUCCCCUUGCCCGGAUACGAAGGAGAAGCACUCUGAUGCCAAGCCAGGCUUCAGACGGGUCACCCCUUCCAAAUCUAGCUAUUCUUCCCGCAGUUCGGCCUCCUCCACCCCGACGCUUUCAGACUUUUCAGCUGCUGGAGACAACGCGCUCACAAGAUGGCCGCCCAGGACUGACAAGGAAGACAAUAACAAAGCCCAGGUCCUGGACGGUGUCAGUUACCCGGGGAAGGAGCCAGCCGAAGAGACAGCUUGGAGACCGAAGUCUACUCUGUCUCAGAGACAACCCCCACCUAAAGUCAAGUGGGCUAGGGAGGAGAGCCAUCCAAAGAGCUCCAUUUCUGUUCAGACAUCUGGACAGAAGGCUUUCCAACAGUGGCACGGGAUCCCCUCUAAGAAUAGUUCCUUCUCUGAGCCAGAAUCUCUCUCCAGUCAAGGAAGGUUCUCCCUUCGCAUCUCCGAAACCUACCUCCAGAUGUCCCCGCCGCCAUUCUGUCAGGAAGAGGACAACGACGAUGUUUUUAUCCAAGAAGCACAGCCUCAUCCUAUGGGUGCUAUCUCAGAAUAUCCACCCCCUCCUCCGGAGAGUCCCACUGACAGCCUGGACGAAUUUCCAUCUCCGCCCCCAAGUGUGGUGUUAGAAGAGGAUAACCCGGACUCAGACAGAGAGGAGAAGAUGACCAUAAGGAAUGAUAAGAAGGAAGCUGCUAUAAUGGCGGUCACCUGCCCGACGUAUUACAGUGUGUCGGUACCCAAAGCUGAACUUUUGAAUAAAAUCAAGAAUUUGCCUGAAGAAGCAGGUGGAGAUGAUGAACAGGUGGACAUCAAUGAGAAGAAGGCUGAACUCAUUCAGAGCUUGACCCACAAACUGGAGACGCUGAAGGAAGCCAAGGAGAGCCUGCUAGCAGACGUCAAGCUCAACAACACCUUGGGAGAGGAAGUGGAAGCGCUGAUCAGUGGUCUCUGCAAGCCCAACGAAUUUGACAAGUACCGAAUGUUCAUUGGAGACCUGGAUAAGGUGGUCAGCCUCUUGCUUUCCCUCUCAGGACGCCUGGCUCGGGUGGAGAACGUUCUCAGCAGCCUCGGCGACGAUGCGGAUAAACAAGAAUGGGCUUCUCUGAACGAAAAGCGGAAGAUGUUAGCAGGCCAGCAUGAAGAUGCCCGUGAGCUGAAGGAGAACCUGGACCGCCGAGAACGUGUGGUCUUGGACAUCCUGUGCAGUUACCUCUCCGAAGAACAGCUCCAGGACUACCAACAUUUUGUGAAGAUGAAAUCGGGGCUGCUUAUAGAACAGCGGGAACUGGAUGACAAGAUCAAACUCGGGCAGGAACAACUCAAGUGCCUCUUAGACAGCCUCCCCACAGGAUCCUUCCUCGACAGCAAAACGGCCACAGGACCUCCAGCCACCCCGGGGAUCAACUCCGAGAACAGAUCUACCCCGUCUUUCCUCUGACCUUCUCCAGUUGAAGCCC
Messenger RNA from Protobothrops mucrosquamatus (brown spotted pit viper), 5098 nucleotides. RefSeq names its product shroom family member 3 (gene SHROOM3). The record is from RefSeq and is a predicted model, not a curated record. Gene Ontology annotation, biological process: actin filament organization. Bases 16 to 5079 code for a protein of 1687 amino acids. Gene Ontology annotation, molecular function: actin filament binding. Lineage: Eukaryota; Metazoa; Chordata; Lepidosauria; Squamata; Viperidae. Gene Ontology annotation, cellular component: cortical actin cytoskeleton; apical junction complex; apical plasma membrane. The transcript is spliced from 7 exons.